AGCGAUCGUUAUUCGUCCUGCCAGCAAGGAACUUCUGUAAUAAACAAAAACGCUGUUUGCUGGUACAUUUCUGAUCCUGUAAGUGGAAUGGUUCAACUAAAGAGUUGCAAAUAACAUGAGCAAAAAUGUUGCUCAAAAUAGAGACAUAGAGCAUGGUCGAAGAACCAUGCCUUCAGAGCUACGUCGUGACUUAGAGAUUUUGCGAAGAAUAUUGUUGCGGCUUAGUGCUUCAAAAGAUGACUCCUCUCCAUUGUCAGUUUUUAAGGCGUAUGAAAAUGUAUUACGAGAAAACGGGCUUAGUCCUUCUGAAAACCGUUACUAUAUUCGUGUUUUAUUCCGUUUGAUUUCUACGAAGCGAUACUCUUGGGAGCAGGAAUGGAAAAAUUUGAUGUCAAGAAUGGGGUUUUCUCACUUGUCAUCAAGUUUACAAGCUCCAUUAACUUAUUCUUCGAAUGAAGUUUCUGACGAUCCAUUUACCGUUCACGAUUUGAAUAAUAAAAAAUCCGAUUUUCAAGAAAAGGAAAAUUUCAGAAUCGGUAAUAAUUUUGCUACCAAUGCUGCGAAAACGAUUAAGUCGCUUUCAGCAAUGUCUCGUUUGGCAGACCAGUUUCGUUCUAUUCGUGAGCAUCAGUUGUUAGCGACAACCUUUUAUUAUCUUCUUGAUAAACACAUGUAUCAGAAAAAAAUAAGUACAAUCUACGAGCGAAAAUCCACUGCUGUACAUCGCGCUUUUUUGUUGCUUAAGUAUUUCCCGGCGUGGGUACAAAGAAUGCGCCAGGUACGGGAAGUCAUGUAUACAGCUGAAAGCGCAUAUAACUUAGUUGUCCAAGAAAAUUUUAUGUACGCAUGGCGUAAAAAAACGCGAGAGGUAUAUGCACGAUACAUUGAAGAGCAAAGAAAAGAACUUCUUCAGAAAACUAUCCAUCAAUGGAAUAAACUAGCAAAUAAGUGGAAGGAAAAGCAUGAACGGAUUCUUUUGUUGCGAUUCUUUAUUCAGUGGAAGCUUCGACGGAAACAGCAAUGUAAUAAACGAAACGAAGCAGUGAACUUUUAUUAUUAUUCUCUAUGUAAAAAUGGGUUGCGGAAAUGGAGAUUAAAGUUCAGCAUAUCCACUGUAAGAAAAGCUCAGAAAAAGGGUGUAUUAGUGAAUACAUUUGUGAAAUGGCAAAACACUCUCGUGAAGAAACAACAGCUAAGAGAUAAAGCAAACUCUGAAUUUAUCAGCAAUUCUAAGAGAACUUAUGUGUUAAAAUGGUAUUCAAAAGCUUCAAAUCACUAUACCCUAUAUGAAGAGGCUGAUGAAUAUUAUUAUGGCUUGUUGCUUCAAAAAACGCUUAUUUACUGGAAGUCAAAGACGAGUGCAUAUGAGAAACUUGACGUUUGGACCAAUGAGCACGAUGUGGAAAUACUAAGGGCUACGUUUAAACGUUGGAGACACCAGUUUUCUCGAAUAGUAGAUGGCCUGCAACUUGCAGAUUAUAUUUUACAGGACACCUUUCUGACAAGGUGGCGAUUAGCUAUAAAAACAAGUAAGUUUCAAAAAAUGAGAGACUACGCACUCUUGGCUAGGGUUUAUAAGUUUUGGCGUAUCAAAGAGAAAGAACGUGCCUUUGGGUAUCAUUAUAAUCAGCGACUGGUGGUGAAAGUUUGGGAUGCUUGGGUCGACCAAACACAAGGGCUUCUAGAAAACAAGGAAACUGCAGAAUAUCUUUAUCAAAAGCGCUUAGCAAAGACAGCCAAGACUUUUAUUUUAACUUGGCGCAUGAAAUUACUGGAACAUGAAGAAUUGCUUAUCCAUGGCGAUGAUGUCCAUGAGAAAAAAACUAAAUUAAACGUUUGGAACAGAUGGAAGUACAUUAUGCAAAGAAAAACUAGACUUCGCUGGAGGGCUGAUUUGAUGUACGACAAAAAACUUGUGAAACUAUCAAUGAAAAUAUGGAGAGAUGUUUGUGAAGAAGAAAUUACCAUAAAAUUGGAAACGAAGGUAGUUGAUUUUCAAGCGUCAAUGACUGAGAAGCUAGUAGAUCGUUACUGGAACAUAUGGAUAGAAAAGGCUAUGAAUCUUUCCACACUUGCGGUGGUGGCCGAUCGGGCACGGCAGCGAGUAUUAAUAAGGGCUUAUGAGACGUGGUCCUACCGACACAAUAAACUGAAAGAAAAAGUAGAGCGAGCAGAACAUUUCUACAAUGAACGAUUAUUACGUUCCGCAUCAAUAUUUUGGAGAUAUCAACUGCGGGCAGUACAGUUUUUGCAAAAUAUUAGUGAAUGGAAGCGACGGGAAUUUGACAGAGGAAUUAUGCGCCGGACGUUUGAUUCUUGGAAUCUGUUGACAUUCCGCGUCACGAGCCAUACAAUGCAAGCCGAGCGAUUUUACCAACAAAAACAAAGCAAACUUCUGGGUAAGAUGUUUCGAAGGUGGAUUCAGCGGUAUCAUGUAAAUAUUGAAGACUCAUCGAUUUUGGAAAACUCUACAGGUAUUGACGAUUAUUCCAGUUCGAUGCAUGCGUUUGACACAACAAUGCCUAUGCAAUAUGAUAGUGUUUUGGGGACUCCGGCGAAUUUUCAGCGACAAUGGAAACAAGAGCUGAAAACACCCAUUUCUAGAUUCUCCAAAUACUUGCGACCUAUACCUCCUAAAACACAAUAAAACUCUUAUGCUAUACUAAUUUUAAUUUCGAUAGAAUAGUCCAAAUUUACAGUAUGAAAUAUUAGCUUUCGUAUGCAUUUUAAAGAAGGGAGACUACAGUUAUACUCCAACCGUAUCAUCAGUGAUAGUAAUACAAGA
Molecule: messenger RNA, 2785 nt
Organism: Schizosaccharomyces octosporus yFS286
Lineage: Eukaryota; Fungi; Ascomycota; Schizosaccharomycetes; Schizosaccharomycetales; Schizosaccharomycetaceae
Product: spindle pole body protein Sfi1
Exons: 2
Coding region: 116-2647 (843 amino acids)
Source: RefSeq, a predicted model, not a curated record